Messenger RNA from Epinephelus moara (kelp grouper), 13298 nucleotides. RefSeq names its product bassoon presynaptic cytomatrix protein a (gene bsna). NCBI's taxonomy places the organism in Eukaryota, Metazoa, Chordata, Actinopteri, Perciformes, Serranidae. Bases 177 to 13298 code for a protein of 4373 amino acids. Gene Ontology annotation, biological process: presynaptic active zone assembly; protein localization to synapse. Gene Ontology annotation, cellular component: axon; GABA-ergic synapse; glutamatergic synapse. Gene Ontology annotation, molecular function: metal ion binding; structural constituent of presynaptic active zone. The record is from RefSeq and is a predicted model, not a curated record. The transcript is spliced from 13 exons.
UGGAGGAGCAACGCUGAGUUCGCUCUCCCGGUUUUCAGCUCCCUCCUUUUUUCCAUUCAUUCUUUUUUGAUUCUUAUCCAAAAUAAAACGGACAACAUAGCGACAUAGAAGCGACGCCGCCGACUCGACCUGCAACCUUUCUCCACCUCCCUCCCGUCUCCUGAGCCGAGACCGAGAUGGGGAACGAAGCGAGCAUGGAGGGCGGCGGGCAGCCCGGUGAGCCGGGAGCCGCCGGGAUGAUGGGGUCGGUGAUGCCCGGAGGACCCGCAGCAGGACCGGGGGCAGGACAGCACAUGAAGCCGGUCAACGGAACCGCUGCCGGGGGAGGGAUGGGGAUCGGAGGCCCCGGGAUGGGAAUGACGAGGGGUCCAAUGGGUCCGAUGGGUAGCCCCAAGCCUGGCAUGCAACAAGGAGGCCAUGGUGGAGGAGGAAUGGGAGGAAUAGGUGGAGGUGGAAUGGGAGGAAUGGGAGGAAUGGGAGGAGGAGGAAUGGGAGGAGGAGGUAUGGGAGGAGGAGGUAUGGGAGGGAUGGGAGUAGGAAUGGGUGGAGUUGGAGGAAUAGGGUCCAGAGCUGGUGAGCCCUACCGCCUGGCCACUCACGACACUCCCACUUCCCCCCGACAUAUGCAGUCAAGCCAGUCAGCCGGCAUGGGGCAUGGUCAAGGGACUGGCCAUGGGAUGGGUCACAGUCCAGCUGGGUCCGGCAUGGGAGGCCAUGGAGGUCAAGGUACUGGUCAACACGCCUCCCGUCGAAACCUCCAAGUCGACUUCAGCGGGUCGGGCGGCUCCAGGACAGGCCGGUCUCCCUCUGUGUCUCCUGACCGUGGCGUGACGCCCACCUCACCCUACUCGGUGCCGCAGAUAGCACCAAUGCCGAGCAGCAAACUGUGCCCAGUGUGCACCACCACAGAGCUGUCCAACCCACCGGCUGUACCCAACUACAACACCUGCACCCAGUGUAAGGCCACCGUCUGUAACCAGUGUGGCUUCAACCCAAACCCGCACCUCACUGAGGUCCAGGAGUGGCUGUGUCUGAAUUGUCAGAUGCAGAGAGCCCUUGGCAUUGAUAUGACCACGCCUCGCUCCAAGAGCCAACAGCAGAUUCACUCUCCGUCCCACCAAGCCAAACCCAUUGUCCAGCCUCAGCAGCCCACACCUCAGCCAACACAGCCGGCAGCAGCAGCACAGCCCAAACCUUUGGCACAAAGUCAGCCCACCCCACAGCAGCGGCAGCAGCAGCAGCAGCCACAGUCUCAGCCUUACGGCCAAACUCAACCCUACUCCCAGUCCCAGCCAUACUCCCAGACACAGCAGUAUCCCCACUCUCAGCCCCAGCAGUACCCUGCAUCCAAGCCAGGGCCCCAGUCUCAGCCUCAGUCCUCCCCAGGCUUACAGAGACAUCCAGGCCCUGGCGGGCCCCAGACUCAGACAGGGUCCUUCCAGCAGGGCAUGAGAUCUGACCCAUACUCCCAGGGAGGUCCUGGAGCUCCUGGAGCUGUUGGAGGUCCUACAGGAGGUCCAAAUCAACCUGGGGGUCCACGAAUUCCACACCCAGGCGCUGUGCCCCUUCCUGGCUUGACCAAGGCUCCCUCCCAGCCUGAUUUGGGUCGAGGUUCUCCGAUGCACCAGUCUAUGGCACGCCACCAUGACCAGACAAGAAGUGCUGGCUCCUCCCCAGCCCACAAACCUCAGGGUCAGGCCCCUCCUCCUGCCCAGGAUGGCCUGACCAAACUGUUUGGCUUUGGAGCAUCGCUACUCAAUCAGGCGAGUACUCUGAUCAAUGUUGACCCUCUACCCACGGCCUCCACCCAACCAAGCCCUGCACGAGGCAAGGUGGUGUUCAGUAAUGCAACUCCUGACAACAGGCAGCAACAACAAGGGGCUCCUGGCACCAAAACAUUUGGUAUGGGGGGCCCAACUCAAAUGGGUGGUCCUCAUGCACCGAGCCAAAUGGGUGGUCCUCAUGCGCCGAGCCAAAUGGGUGGUCCUCAUGCGCCGAGCCAAAUGGGGGGUCCUCAAGCGCAGGGCCAAAUGGGAGGCCCUUAUUCACAAAGCCAAAUGGGGGGUCCUCAUAUGCCGAGCCAAGCGGGAGGCCCUUAUCCACCGAGCCAAAUGGGGGGUCCUCAUGCACCAAGCCAAAUGGGAGGUCACCAAAUGGGUGGACCAUCACAGAAGCCGCAGACCAUGUCCCAUCAACAAGGAAUGCCGCAACAGCAGUCGCCUGCUCAUCAUCACAAAGGGCCACAAGGACAACAGCAAUCACCUGCUCAUAUGCAGAAAGCUCAGCAGAAGCAGGAGCCUGCAGUGGCCCCCGUGCCUGCUCCAGAGCCUGUGAAGCCUAAAGUGAACUGUCCUCUCUGUAAAACAGAGCUGAACAUUGGCAGCUCCGACCCGCCCAACUACAACACCUGUACACAGUGUCAUAGCCAAGUGUGUAACCUGUGUGGCUUCAACCCCACGCCACAUCUGGUGGAGAAAAAAGAGUGGUUAUGUCUCAACUGCCAGACCCAGCGGCUGAUGUCCGGGGGCGGCCUCGACGAACCUCCACUUCCCGUUCCUCAUUCGUCUCCCAAGCACCAGCCAAUGGGCUCGCCCCGUCACCAGGCGCCAACCAGUCAGCAAAGCCCUCUCCACAAACCCACCAGUCAGCAGGGCCCCAAGCCAGGCCAGCCGCAGACACAGAAAGCGCCGGGAACUGGCGGCAGCGUACCAUUUGCGCCCACUGCUGCCAAACAACCGACCGACACCAAGACAACGACACCAGUAUCGACCACAGAGACUCAGAAACCUCUGAAACCCUCAGAGGAGAAGCCCAAAAUCGAGCCUGACAACCAAACUGCCAAAGACACCAAACCCUCCCAGAAGAAAGGAGAGCAGAUCACACCGAUUAAGGAAAUCAAGAAGUCCAGGCACUAUGAUGAUACAAAAAACAACAGCACCCAUGACUUGUCACGCAGCCCACAGAGCCUCAGUGACACCGGCUACUCCUCUGACGGCAUCUCCAGCUCCCACAGUGAAAUCACAGGUCUAAUCCAAGAAGAGGAGAUGAAGCUGAGCGAGAGGGGGAUCAGUGGGCGGGGCUCCCCACCAAGCCCGUCUGAAAUCACCAAACUAGAAAGCUCCAUGAGGCCUUUGCUGGAGAAGAGCCUUUCUGAAGAGAAGGUGGACAGAAGGGGGAGGAAGCACAGAGAUAGAGACUUGGAUGACAGAGGGAAACAGCGCCCACGCUCCCUGUCAAUCCCACCGGAUGCAUAUGACUCUGACGAGGAACUAGAAGAUAUAUUGGAGGAAGAAGAAGAUGUAGGAGACUGGGAGAGUAAACGGAAGGAAGUGAAGGAGGAGAAGAAGGAGAAGAAAAAGAAGGAAAAAGAGGCUGAGCCCACAGAGAUGACAGAUGAGGAGUUCAUGAGGAGACAAAUAAUGGAGAUGAGCGCUGAUGAGGAAAAUGAGGAGGAAGAGGAGGAGGAGGAGGAAGAGGAGGAGGAGGAAGAGAUGGAGGAAGAGGAAGAUGAGGAAGAUGAAGGAUAUGGCUACCAGAAACCCAAGAAAAGCCACCAUAAACACGUUAUCUCUGACUCAGGGAAGGAGAAAAGACGUCUUCAGCACCACUCCAGCAGUUUUGAGGAGGAGACUAAGAGCACUACUGAUGUCUAUAAAGGCUCAGUGGAGGAGGGUGAGGAAGAUCUGAUGGCAUCUCAAGGAGGCUUGAGACGCUUCAAAACCAUUGAACUCAAUAACACCAACAGCUACAGCCGAGACAUGGAGCUGAGCAAUGAAAAUGACUUGAGCCUUGAUCGGGAACCAGAGCUAGAGAUGGAGAGCCUGACAGGAUCUCCCGAGGAGCGUUCUCGAGGUGACUACUCCUCCACACUGCCAGCCACUUCAUCCUCAUAUGGCUCAGGCCAGUCUCCUACUUCCAUCUCAUCAAUGGAGGAGGACAGUGACAGUAGCCCUAGCAGGAGGCAAAGGCUGGAAGAGGCCAAGCAGCAGAGGAAAGCACGCCACCGCUCUCAUGGCCCCCUCCUUCCCACCAUUGAAGAUUCCUCCGAAGAGGACGAGCUAAGAGAGGAAGAAGAACUUCUGAGAGAGCAGGAGAAGAUGAGGGAGGUGGAGCAACAGAGAAUAAGGAGCACAGCACGAAAGACCAAGAGAGAUAAGGAGGAGCUGAGGGCUCAGAGGCGCAGAGAGAGGUCCAAGACACCACCUAGUAAUCUCUCCCCCAUUGAAGAUGCUUCUCCAACAGAGGAGCUGAGACAAGCUGCAGAAAUGGAAGAGCUCCAUCGAUCUUCUGCUUCUGAAUAUUCCCCUCAGAGUCUGGACUCUGAGGCUGAGGGAUAUGAGUCCAAACUUUACAAGUCAGGCAGCGAAUACAACCUGCCCACAUUUAUGUCUCUCUACUCACCAGUCGAGAAAUCAUCAACUACAACAACCACCACAGCACCAUCCUCAACUUCCAAACCGCUAAAGAGCGCUGAGGAGGUUUAUGAGGAGAUGAUGAGGAAGGCAGAGAUGCUUCAGAAACAACAGAAACAACAGCAGCAACAGCAACAUGGAAGACAUGGGCAAUACUACGAGGAGGACGUUAAUGGACAGGGUUAUGAUGACGAGUAUGAAUAUGAUGAUCAGGCAGGAUACGACAAUGAGGCAGCAGAGACAGAAACAGAUAUUUAUGAGGAGAUUCGACAAACAUCACAGAACAUCACCAAGAUGCAGCAGGCCACUGAUGAGCAAGUAGAGAUUGAGAUUGAGAGCUCCUACCCAGACAAACAGCUCCUAGACACAGGGUCAGCCUUUGCUAAGCUACUUGAGCAAAGCAAUGCUCUACUAACUCCAGGGACCAGCCCCACCCAGAUCUCAGCUCCUGUCUCCUUUGCCGAGACUGGAGGGCGGAUUCCUGAUGUCCGAGUUACGCAGCACUUCUCUGCAAAGGAUGGACACAAAGACAGGAUCAAAAGCCAAGCAGGAAAGAAUGGAAUAACUCCAACAGUGGCUGCCACCACUAUUGCAGCAUAUGGAGUUUAUGCCAGAGAUGCAGUGACUAUUUCUCAGACUAGUUCAAGCCACACUAUGACAACCACUCAGUCUGGUAUGUAUGGCCGGCACACAUCAAGUACUGCCACAUCUUCAGCUACAGUCUCAAGUGUAUGCAGCAAGAUUGCAGAGAUUACCCAGGCCUACAGUCAAAGAGAAGUGAUCACCAGAAGGAUAGGGGAGAGCAGAGGUGUCCAUGUGCGAGACAGCUCAACAUCUUCCACUGAGAGAAUUAUUGAGCCGCGUUCUCCCAAGUACACUACUUAUUACAGGAGCACCAGUCCUCCUCUUUCUCCAUCGCCGCCACCACAGAGUCCCACCCGUUCACCUUCCAGAAGGAAUACAGCUGAGUUCUCUACCCAGACGUUCAGUUCAGCAUUACGAAUGUCAGAUUCAGCUGGCUCUGGGCCUCCGUCUCCAGUGACGGCUCAGGGAACCCAAACAGCACAUCGAUCAGUUUCCCCACGGCUCUAUCGUCAGCAGUCUUCCCAGGAUGCCCCAUACUCCCCACCUCCAAGCCCAGCUAGGCCUAUGACAGUCAACACUGCUACUUCUCCUCUGUCUUCGCCUACCCGAUUUAGCCGCCAAUCAACAUUUGACAAUUACUCCCCAUGUGGCAGCCCUCCAGACACGCCGCCUUACCAACAGUCUCCUACCCGAAGCUUCUACCGAACACAAAGAGUGGAGAAAGUAAAUGUAGGAACAAGUAUGGUCACCACAGCCAGCCUUUACACUAGAGGGUCCAUGUCAAUGGACAAUAUCUCCCUCUGUCGAAUAUCUACAGUCCCAGGAACUUCUAGGGUAGAGCAAGGCCAUAUGAUCCAAGGUGGAAGUGUUGUGGACCUCAGAACAGUCACCAAACCUGCCCCUAUUAUCAUGACUGACCAGGGAAUGGAUCUCACCUCCUUGGCCACCGAAAGCAGGAAAUACCAUGGUGGAUCAGAGGGUAGCAGACAUUCAACGAUUGUACAGCCACUGAUUAUGAACCUGAACACGCAGGAGAUCGCCACACCAACCACUGUGAGUGUCACUGUGGCUGCUUCCAUGUUUAUGACCCAGCCCAAACAGCCAACAGUCUAUGGUGAUCCCCAUCAAAACCGAGUGGAUCUGGGUCAGGGCAUGGGUUCAGCUGUGUGUCUCUCCCAGAACAAACCGAUUUCACCUCCAAUGGAUCCAUCAAUACCAAAAAUUGAUGCCAAACUGGAAGACCUCAGUAUCCAACAGAAGGAGCUACAAAUUCAGCAAGAGAAGCUGCAGAAGCAACAACAGCUCCUUGAACAACAGUUGCAGCAGCACCACCAGAUGCAACAGCAGCAGCAACAGGCAUCUGCUUUGGCCAGGUACAGCCUUACUGGCCAGAUCCCACCUUUACUGAAAAAAGACUUGCUAGUCAGUCAGACUAGUGCUGCCUCAGCUGUGGUCAGUGCUGUUUCACCAGUCAUUAACCCUGAGCUGUAUGGCACUGGUCCCAUUGAGUUGAAAGGGAAGAUCAGUCCUCCUGGUUUGAUUUCAGGAGGUAAAUCACCACAUAGCAUGGUAGUACAAAUGGACGGAGGGCCAGAGCAGGCCAGGGCAGUGACUCAGCUAGUGAAGGUAGAAGAAGGACAGGAUGCGAUGGAUCUGACAGGGGGCCAAAUUAAACCAGACAACCAACCAGCUUGCUGUGAUGUUGUUUACCGGCUUCCCUUUGGUGGAAGCUGUGUUGGUGGUGAGAAAGAGGGCAUAAGACCUCCAUCUGCCCCACCUCUUACCUAUGAGUCUGACCAAGAAAGACAAACUGGAGGGUACCAUGAAUAUCCAAUGGAUGAACGUAAGGCCUACACAUUACCUUUCCCUGGUAGGCUCCAGCCUUCGAUGUCUGAUACAAACCUAGCUGAAGCUGGGUUACAGUCCUACCGCUCUAAACUAGAUCCACAACUCCAAGCCUCAGGAGAACUUGCCAUGGAUCUAACUGCUAUGAAACAGGGUUAUGGAGGGUAUAUAGGAAUGCAGUAUGGCUCCUAUACAGAUUUACGGCAUGGAGGAGACAUCACAGCCCAAACACUGCCUAUAAGGAGAUAUAAUUCUCUGUCUAACAUCAGUGCAGACUAUGGCUACUCUGCUCGUGACAUUGCUGGCUUCCAAGAAGCUAACUUGGCUCAAUACAGUGCUACAACUGCCAGGGAGAUCAGCCGGAUGUGUGCAGCACUUAAUUCUAUGGAUCGUUAUGGAAGCAACCCAGAUUUGAUGCAGUUUGGUAGUUUGGGGAGAGGAACUGGAUCUGCAGCCUCCAGACUUGCGGCAGGUCUCGGCAUGAGACAAAACCUCCUCUUUGGACUAGAUGGGAAACCAAUCUCCCACAGUCAAGCACUAACCAACCUUAUCAAUGCCAGGCAGGCCAGCCUCAGAGCCAUGUACCCUGCUGCUAUUAGGUCCUCUGAUGGGAUGAUCUACUCCACCAUUCAGACUCCCAUCGCUUCUACGCUUCCCAUCACAACUCAGCCUGCCUCUGUUCUUCGCCCACUACUGAGGGGGGUCUACCGGCCAUACCCCUCUGCCAACAUGACACCUGUCCCCCUAUCCAGUCUUAGCAGGCUACCAAUGACCCCCAGAAUACCCUUAACUGGACAAGGUCCAGUCCGUUACCCAGCACCAGGUCUUCUCCAGACAACGUCAACCACUGCCACUACUGCUGGUUCUGCAACAACUUCAGCACCAGUAGGUGCUCCAGUGUCUGUCCCCAUGACAACUACUAGUUCUACAGUCCAGGAUGAACCAGUUUACCUCGGUAAAGGUGCAUCCUCAUCAGCAGAGGUCACCUCUGUGCAAGGUACAGUUGUCAUACCAAUGGAGCAACAGCAGCAACCAAUAAACUUGUCCCAGGCCCAUUUACACAGUCAACAACAACAACAGCAACAAGCGGCAACCAAUCAGCAGCCACAACAGCCACCUCCAGCUGCCCAUGCCUACCCACCCUCUGCUCCUUCACACACUCACGGCUACACCCAACCUCCAGUUGGCCCCUCUGCCCCCUCUAGUGGUUUACCCAUCGCAGGGGGUCUUCCUCCCUUCCCUCCACCAGGUGCCAUACACAAGGAGGGUGAAACCGAGGCAGAGAGGCUGCAUCGGCAGCAGGAGCAGCUUCUGCAGAUGGAAAGGGAGCGCGUGGAGUUGGAGAAACUUCGGCAACUGCGCCUGCAGGAGGAACUGGAACGAGAAAGGAUUGAGCUGAAGCUGCAUAGGGAGAAGGAGCAGAUGCUGGUGCAGAGAGAGUUGCAUGAGCUGCAGAACAUCAAGGAACAGGUCCUCCAGCAGCAGCAACAGGAACGCGAGAAACAACUUGUUCUCCAGAGGGAGCAGUUGGCCCAGCAGAAGUCCCAGCUAGAUCAGAUCCAGUCUUUGCAGCAGCAGCUCCAGCAACAGCUUGUAGAGCAGAAGAGACAGAAAACAGCUGCAGCUCACAGCGUUCAGCUGGACAUGACUGGACAGCCCGUGCACCCCUACAACGACGCUCAGAUGAGCUCCCGCUCCCUCCCCAACUCCUCGUCAGAGAUGUGUCUGAGGAGCCAGGAGGAGCACAUGGUGGAGACCAGGAGCAACAUGAGGAAACACAGCUCCAUGACCAGGCUGAGCAGGGACAGCUUGGACGGAGACGGCGUGGUGUUUUACGGCUCCCCCCGCAGGAUCGUGGACAGCUGUGUGCAGACAGACGAUGAAGACGGAGAGGAGAGGUACAUGAUGCGUCAUCGCACCAGAAGGCGUGGUCGCAGUGUUGACUGCUCCGUCCAGACGGAUGAUGACGAGGACAAGGCUGAGACGGAGCACCCGGUCCGCCGAAGACGUUCCCGUUUCUCCCGGCAUGCUGAGUCCAGUACCGCUGGCAGCAGCACUGCUGCCACGUCCACCACAGCCACUGACACUAAGACUGACUCCUCCAAGAUGGUAUCCUCCAGCAUCGCAGUCCAGACCAUCAGGGAAAUGUCAUGCCAGACGGAAGUGGAGCACCUGGGGAGAGUCUCCCCAGCGAUCCAUGUGACAGUACCAGACCCUAAUAAAGUAGAGAUUGUGCACUACAUCUCCGGACCUGAGCGAACCCAGAAAGGACAGUCUCUAGCAUGUCAGACUGACCCAGAAGCCCAGUCACAGGGUGUUGUAGCUCCCCAGCUCAGUGUACCAACCACGGUCAGUCCAUAUUCUUCCUCUACCAGCACCGGAACCCAACAAUCUGGUUCUGUUGACCUCCUGACCCAGCAGCGCCAGCAGCAGCACAUCGCAGCAAACGCAGCCAAGUUUGAGCGCCGCCGCCCCGACCCACUCGACAUCAACUACCAGUCUCACAACCACCUCCACAACGAGUCCAUCUCCAGCAUCAUCCGCCAGCAGCAGACACCCAAAUCCCCACAAGUCCUCUACUCCCCUGUCUCCCCGGUGUCCCCUCACCGCCUGCUGGAGACAUCUCUGUCCAGCGAGAGGCUGAACAAGGCCCACGUCACACCUCAGCAGAAGUCAUACACAGCAGAGUCCCCCCAGAGACACCCCUCUGUGCCCCGACCCAUCAAGAGCACCCAGAGGUCCAUGUCAGACCCCAAGCCCCUCAGCCCCACCACAGAUGAGCAUACCAAGGCCAGGCUGUCCCUCUACCAACAACAAGCGCUCCAGAGCCAGCUGGCAGCCCUACAGCAGAGCUCACUCCUCCGCAAGGUCAAGCGAACCCUGCCCAGCCCUCCUCCGGACGAGACUACUGCAUCGGCUCACCUGCCCAUGAUGGCACCUGCCCUCCAACAGGUCUACCUGCCCUCCGUGCCCAGCCUCAAGCCCAGCUCUAGGUCUGGCCUGGCUGCCAAAGCCAGCCUCCUCAAAGACCUCACCCACGAACUGAAGGCCGUGGAGCAAGAGUCGACCAAGCUGAGAAAGCAGCAAGCUGAACUAGAGGAGGAAGAGAAAGAAAUUGAUGCUAAACUGAGAUACCUAGAGCUGGGGAUCCAUCAGAGGAAAGAGACACUGGUCAAGGAGCGGGAGAGGAGGGAUAUUGCCUACCUGAGGUGUAUGGGGGACACUAGGGACUAUAUGUCUGACAGUGAAUUAAAUAACUUACGUUUAGCAGCUGCAGCUGCAUCACAUGAGACCAAUGGACUACUGUCAACGAGGCCGAGCACUGCCCCUCUCAGCCAGUUCACCAGCGACCUCAACACAGCAGCCCAGUACCCACCCACCUCAUCCUUUCUCUCCUGUCAGUACCCCCAGAGCCAGCCGGCUGCACCAACUCCGCAAUCAAGUGUGCCGUACCAGUCUUCGACUUUCAACCAGCCUCCCUAUCCAACAGUGUCUCAGUCCCAGGCACUGCCACAACCCACACCCCUCCAAAGCCAUGUCCCCCCUCCAGGACCUUCUUAUCAGUCUCAAACUUCCUACCCUUCCCACACCUAUCCCCAAACUCAGCCCCCAUACCCCCAGACAGACAUGGGGUUACCAGCUGCACCUCAGCCCCAGCCUGGGCAUACAGGUUUUGGGCCUGCGCCCCCUGGUCAGCCCCCAUACCCCACCCACAGCUCACCCUAUCCCAGCGCUGUGUCCUCCUACCCCAGCCAGACUACCCCGUACCCUGGGCAGCCCCAGGCUGAUAUCCUGACAGUCCACCCAGGAAGACCAAGGCAGACAUCGCUGGCCGAUCUGGAGCACAAGAUGCCCACCAACUAUGAGACGAUCAGCAACCCCACAGUCGUGGUCACCACCACGGCCCAGGACGCUACAUAUUCCAGUGCAGCCCCCUCUUAUGGUCAGUACACUGGAUCGACAACCAUGGCCAGCUCCUAUGGGCCAUAUAGUUCAGCACCAGUGUCCAGCAGCUACGGUGGGUACUCUACCAUGCCACCCAGCACUUAUGGCCAGUAUACUUCAACUUCAGCUAGUUCAUAUGGCCAGUACACCACAACCACUGCUAAUACUUAUGGCUAUACCACCACUACAGCCAGCUCUUACGGACAGUACACUUCUACAGUUUCCAAUGCCUAUGGGCACUCUGUAGACAGCCCCUCCACGUACAGCACUGCAGAUGGGAUGUAUGGGGCUCCUGGCUUAGAGCAGAACAUCCCUAGGAACUACAUGAUGAUUGACGAUGUAAGCGAGCUGACGGCAAAAGACGGGCUGGGCACGACGACAGGGGACAUGAUGCAUCAUGGGCGUUACGCGGGCGACAUCCACGGCCACGGCAGCACCAUUGGCAGCACGACGCGUGGGGGAACUGGCAGCUCCUCGUACGGCAGGGCACCUGAAGAGGAAGCAGCGAUGCAGGAAGAGCUGUACGACCACCACGGCAGGGGUAAGAGCAGCUACAGGCACGGACCUCUAGGGGGCAGCAGCAGCAGCGUGAGCUCUAGCAUGGGUGGGGGAUCCUCCUAUUACUAUGACUAUGACUACAAACAUGGCAGCCUACGCUCCGGGGUACAGAAACCUUCGCCGUCCUCCAGAAGCCUUCUGGCUCCUGCUGUCAUGUCCUCCAAGCGCAGCAAGCACAGGAAGCUGGGGAGUAUGGAGCAAAAAAUCUCCAAGUUUUCCCCCAUUGAGGAGGCUCGAGAUGUGGAGGCAGACCUAGCCUCCUAUUCCUCAGCAGGAGGUGGGGCUUACCCCUCCUCUCACAUUCGAGGGCGCCAGCUGAUUGAGGACUACGGCUUUAAGAGGAAUACAUAUGAGGCACCAGUCACUGGCACCAGUCAUGGUAGUCGAUACUAUGGUUCAAUGGUGGAGGAGGACGAUCGGAUAUACUACACCUCCACCGGCCGCUCCCGUUCCACUGGCUACGGCAUGGACAAGAUCUCAGCCAGAGACUACUCUGGGUAUCGCAGCAGAUCCUAUGAGAGGGACGACCGCUCCUACCGAUCAAGCUACAGCAGGGGACGCCACCCAACCCGACAGUACUCUGAAGAGGAGAGCCCACUCAGUCCCCUGGGGAGGUUCAUGGGUUCUGGGCGAUCAUCAAGCUUAGGUCCCGACCCGUACGACAGUCGCAGCAGUAGAUAUCAUUACUAUUAUGGCCAGUAUGGUUCCAGCCACUCGCUUCCAGACGUGCAAGACCACAUACGGGACCUUCCCCGGACUCAUGUCUACAAAUCGGAUGAUACAUACAUUAUAGACGAUUAUCAUUGUGCUGUGUCAGACAGCGAAGCCUACCAUCUCGGCCAAGAAGAAACUGACUGGUUUGAGAAGCCACGCUCCAGUUCUCGACACUACGGCAGCCACUCAUCUGGGAGGAGCAGGCACGGUGUCAAACACACCUACCAUGAUUACGAUGAGCCUCCUGAGGAGGACCUGUGGCCCCAGGAUGAGUACGGCCACGGGCGGCACUCUUCAUCCCGUGACCACCGUCACCAUGGCAGCUCUAGCCGACACUCAUCCGCGUCACGUCAUUCAGAUGAGCAGAGGUCCUCAAGGUCAUCUAAGGGACACCCAAAAGACCCAUCGAUGCGCCACGACCCUUCAGGUCGAUCUUCAUCUUCAGGAAGGCGUGGUGAUUCAAGGUCUGGUGGGUACCACUCAUCGGACUACUCCAGAGAUCCAUCUGGGCACCACCACGGACAGCGCUCCUCCAGACAGGGGGACCCUCACCGAUCCUCACGCAGCAAGUCCCAGCAGCAAGUGGACAUGCAGGGUCAACCACCAGGCUCCUCCAGGUCUGGCAGCAGCUCUGCCCGGGCUCAGGGCCCCGCUGGCGGGCCUGCGGGACCAGGGCGGCAGGGUGGUCCAGGCUCCCAGACAGACGGAACUCAAGGACAGAGAACCCAGCUCCAACAACAAGCUCAGACAUCAGCGGCCAGACCGGGGCAGCCCGGUGCCGCAGCGACUACCGGCCCUCAGCAGCAGCCCCCAGCCCAGGGACAGGGCAUGGGCAUGGGCAUGGGCAUGGGGCAGGGCAUGGGGCAGGGCCAGGCCAAGCCAGGGCAGAUGGGACCAGCGGGUGGACCCAUGGGACAAGCCAGGCAGACAGGUCCUGCAGGAACCACGCCAGCCACCAUGACCAAGAUCGACACGCCUCCAGUAACAGCCAUCGGAGCAAAGGCAGCACCCGUCAUGGCCACAAAAGCCGCCCAGCCCCCACUCACAGGCAUAGGUACAAUGAUCUUGCAGGAGAAGAAGCUGGAUGUGGAGGUCCUGGGCUGGCUCACUAGAGUGGCUGGAUGUACUGCCAAAUUAAUGGAAAUGACACUGAAGACGGCGUAUGGUAGUGAAAUGGACAUUCAGUUCAUGGGUGCCUGCAGUCAGCAUGCCAACGGCACGCUCCCUCAAAACUUGUGA